AUGAGUUCAUCGGAGUCGAAGGACUGUGAGCUGAGUACUUCUUCGCAAGAUAACCUUUUUCACUCCAAGGCAAUCUUCCUUCGAUUCAGAGUCAGGCCAAUUCACGAAUACCUUCCAUUGACCCUUUCCUGCAAAAUAAAAUGUCGAGUCACAGAUAAUCAUUCUCUUUCGGAUUCAGAAGAACUGCUUCAUCAGGACCUUAAUUGGAGUAAGUCUUAUUCGCCUGCGCUUCCAUCUCGCUCCCACACUCCUCCCCCUAGGUUCUCCAAUGCUAAAAGUCACUUAGUUUCACCAGCUGGCCGAUAUCACACAUCCAUUCAUGAUGUAGGCGCUAUACCAAUAUCUUGUACCGCCUCCAUCCAGGCUCAAACUCCUACUGUUACUGUCUCGGCUAGAAGCAUGCAUAUUAUCUCUGUAUCACCUACAUCUUGCAUCCCAUCCGCAACUUCUCCAUGCUGUAGCUCGUCUACUGAGAUGGCAGUUGAGCUUUCGCCUAAAUGGGACAGCCAAACCUUAUACUCAGGGACGUUGGCUGGGAACGAGACUCGAGCCUGGGCUCAUGAGGAUUCACUAAAUGACUUUAGCAUCCCAUCAGAUCCUUCAGCCGGCAUUUCUGUUGAUAUGGCUUCAAGUAAAAGGCGACGGCGUUGCAGAUUGACGCAAUAUGAUGCCCAGCUGAUCGCUGAGGCUCAUCGGUUGGCGCCCGUUUCUGGUCGACGUAAACGUAGUCAGCGUCUUGGCCUUAAUAUUACAGAAACGACUAUCCAGUCUGCCCCAAGUCCGUUAAAAAAGCAUGAUAACCUGCCUAAAGCAAGUCAAAGCUCUGUGGGCUUUAAUCGCUCCAACUUGCCAAUGCCUGAUCUGCUUGCCUCUGCGCCUGUGCAUCCGCCAGCCCCAAUUAAACUGGUAGUUAAACGCUUUGGCCCACUUGGAGCUUCCGACUACGUGCUUACCAGACCUUCUGUUGGCUAUUCUAGGCCAACGCCACCACGAAGCAGCAGACGAGCUCGAAAACAGCCGCUCCUGGUGCGAUCGGAGAUAGUGGAAGAUGAUGAUUCCAUCCCGAAGAGUGAAUCUACUGAGUUCCUCGAUCUCUCCCAUCCGAGCUCACAACAACCAGUUUUAUGGUGUAAUUAUCCCAGGUCAUUCUCUACUUACUCCUCUGCUGCCACCCGCGUUGAUGCUGGGAGAUGUGGUUUAUCCUUCUGUCAGGCCUGUCCGGAUGCAGCUAAAGUAAGCCGGCCAUACCAAAGGCCAACCCUUUGUGGACCAAAUCUACAUACAUGGGAUAGGAGCAGUGCCGGCGACAACCAGACUUCACAUGAGAGCUUAGAAUUCACUGCUUCUGUUGGUGUUGAGGUAAAAGACGUCUAUAAUAAUGAAGAUGAAAAUAUAUUCCUUCCUCCACCACAACUUAUCGCUCGGCCCAGCCCCCAGUCCAUUGAAAGGGCUUAUGAAGAAGACGAUGCCUUACUCGACUGGUCGCGUAACGAACCAAGGCGACUACUUCCUCAGAGUAACAAUAGCAACAGCGCUGAUCUUCUUGACCACAAAUACAACUACAGGGACGACAAAGUCUCUGGCGCUAACGCGCCUGGCUCUUAUACCACACGCUUUCACCACGAAUGUCAGAUUCGGAUAAACUCAGUCUUUUCUAGCCAACCACCUCCACUCAUUCUUCCCCUGGUAGACUGGGAAGCGAGCCGUUCUAGUGAAGAACAUAGGCCACAACAACGGACUAUGGUCGGUCAUCCAUCUAGGCAACUUCAAAAUUCUAGGCUUAAACGAUUAGCCGGACUCACACACUCACCUUGCAAAAAUUUAAACGUUAUAUCACGCAGUGCUUCUUGCCCUAUCCUAAUGUCCUCGGGACCAGAUGAGUCUGACUUUCCAUUUUUACCAUCACGGCCUUUUCUAUCUCCAUCAUACUCCGCUUUUGCUAACCAUGGUCAGAGGGACUCUUCCAAAGCUUCAUCUAAUCACCACUUCAGUAUUCAGUCCGAACAUUCCUCCCUCUCAGUCUCAGAUUUCAUCUUGACUUCAUCUAGCAACCGCUUUGGGCCAUCUUGUGCUGAUCACCUUUCUUCAGAAGCUACCUCGUCGCCAAGCACAAUCGCUGCCUCUCAUUUUGAUGGCUGCGAAGCCGGUCUCUCGCCUCCUAGACUCUCAACUGUCCUAGCACAGUCUUGUGGCGACAUGCUGAUUACUAAUUGUCCCGCACUGAAAUGCGCGUCUCUAAAUAUCAAACCACCUGGUUUUCGACGAAAAAGACGCAUACGGCGUGGGCACCGGCCAACUUCUGGUCUGCAUGUCUUACCUGACCACUCGCUACUUAACGACAAGCCUUCUUUCGACUUCAACCUUCGUGAAUCAUUAAGUAUUGGAUCCGACAUUGGCUCUGAUGCAGAAACUCCUUCCCCACCCCUUCUACAACCAGCCACUCCGACUAGAGUUUUCCCUCAUGAUUCUGGCAGAGAAUCUUCAAAUUCUGCCCCAGUCUUAGCUCCACGAAUACGAGGCUCAAAUUUAAUUGGACAGACUUCGAAUAUCACAUCCUCUUGUGACUGGUGGACUUCAUUUGAUAAAUCUCACUCUCCACUCUCUCCACACAUGCCUAUACAUUCUAAGGGAUCCCACUUUAAAGGGACUGCUGAAUUGGCUUCGACGAAGCAUGAAUCAAACCUUAUACAUGCGGCUCCGGCCGGCAUAGACAAAAAAAACACUUUGUCACUUAUUAUAAAACGCAGGGGUUCUGAUUAUUAUUGCGUUUCUCAGAGGACAAUGCCGCUUUCUAUUCUGUAA
Molecule: messenger RNA, 2802 nt
Organism: Protopolystoma xenopodis
Lineage: Eukaryota; Metazoa; Platyhelminthes; Monogenea; Polystomatidea; Polystomatidae
Source: the annotation of a GenBank genome assembly